UCGAGAUGUUCUCGGAUGUGUGGCGCUAUGAGGUAGACCAGGGUGAAUGGUUCCGCUUCGAGACUUCAGGGCCGCUGGGCCGGUGGAAAGAGGCCGCCACGCCUGUGCAGAACAGCAGCAAGCUGGUGCUGAUGGGUGGCUGCACUGAGACCAGCGUGCAGUUCUCGAGGAACGACCUUUGGGUCUUCAACCCUGCGGACGGAACUUGGGUGGAGGUGGAGACGCGGAACAAGCCGGUGCCCAGGCGUGGUCAUGUGAUUGUGGCCAAUCAGUCGCACCUGAUUAUGUUCGGUGGCAAGUCGACGAAGCACUAUGCGAAGAGGUCUUAUGCGGAGCUUCCCGAAGAUGAGAACCCGCAGCAGGGCGAGAAGUGCCUGGUGGAUCUGUGGGCCAUCUCCAAAGAAGAGGUGCUCGCAGGGUCCGAGCCGAGGUGGACGCAAGGUCCUCCCUUCCCAGCGCCCUGUAGAUGGGGCUCCACUGGAGUUGUCAUCUCCGGCAAAGGCGGGGCGAAGAAGAGAUACUUGGCCUUCUUUGGCGGACGGCACCUGGGUGAGGGCAGCGUGGAGCACACAGACCAGAGUGCCUAUAUCUACUACAAUGACCUGUGGCUCUAUGACUUCAUCCAGGAGAAGUGGUCCCUAGCUCCCACAGAGGGGCCGAGGCCGCCCGCGCGCGACCACCACGGCUCGGCCACGCUGCAGGGAAAGCUCUUCAUCUACGGCGGCCGACGCUCGGAGAAGCGGGAGGAGCACUCGGUGCUGGCGGACGUGUGGAGCUACGACCUGGACACGAGCCGCUGGACCUUCUACGAGCCCCAGAACGCCGCGCCCAUGGCGCGGUUCAUGCCCGGUGUGUCGGAUUGGAAGUACAAGGGCGUACCGCAUUUGGCCAUCUUCGCAGGGGAGUCGCUGCCGGGCUCAACGAAGCGCACGACCAUGAACGACCUCUGGGUCUUCAACCCCCACUCGGGAAUUUGGACCGAGCUGUUCACCUCCAACUGCGACCUUCCCGCCCACGACUUGUCGAAAAGGGAAGAGACGCCCGCGGUGAUGUACACCACGGAGGCGCUGUGCCUCGUGGCGGGCUUCGGAUUCGUGUCGCUGCUGGUCUUGGGUCUCAAGAAGCUCCGGCCAAGCGUGGCCCGAGAGAUGCAGGAGCCCCUGCUGUGAGAGCGGACGCACGCAUUUCGGAGACGAUCCGAGGUUGGCUGACCCACAAGAUCCCA
This is a messenger RNA of Effrenium voratum, 1225 nucleotides long. The record is from the annotation of a GenBank genome assembly. NCBI's taxonomy places the organism in Eukaryota, Dinophyceae, Suessiales, Symbiodiniaceae.